Messenger RNA from Scleropages formosus (Asian bonytongue), 3306 nucleotides. It is a transcript of the gene ago2, whose product is annotated as argonaute RISC catalytic component 2. Bases 412 to 3006 code for a protein of 864 amino acids. The record is from RefSeq and is a predicted model, not a curated record. Gene Ontology annotation, biological process: regulatory ncRNA-mediated gene silencing; regulation of DNA-templated transcription. The transcript has 20 exons. Lineage: Eukaryota; Metazoa; Chordata; Actinopteri; Osteoglossiformes; Osteoglossidae. Gene Ontology annotation, molecular function: endoribonuclease activity, cleaving siRNA-paired mRNA; RNA binding; protein binding. Gene Ontology annotation, cellular component: RISC complex.
UGUUUACAGGCAGGGCUCCGUGUGUCGGAGGGGAGCGAAGCCCGCCGACGCUAAUGUUUGAAAAGAUCUUCAGUAACUUAAUACGCCCAAAAAAUGUAUAUCCUCUUGUUCUUCGCUCCACUAUACUUUGUUAUAAAUCAUGUGUCAUUCACACUGCCAGCUCUGUCGUCUGUAUAACGGCAUAUUUUCGCAUAAAGCGUUACGAACAGCCUUCCCUCUCAGCGCACCUCAGCCCCUCACGCUGCCAUAUUUACUGAGACGCGCACGUCGCUGGAGUUUUCGCGGGGCUCCCCACGUACCCGCCUCCUCUUGACCUCAUUUCCGCCGGAACAGACGGAGCGUGAAAUUUUCCGAAGGUAAACGAUUGAAAUAUCGCCGCAACUGUACAGCGCAAGGAAGAAGACGACAAAAAUGUACGCGAGCGGAGCAGCCAGUGCCAGUGCCAGUGCCAGUGGUGGUGCACCGCCUUCUCCUCCCAUCCCAGAAUAUGUAUUCAAACCUCCGCAAAGGCCAGACUUUGGCACUAUGGGCAGGACAAUCAAACUUCAAGCUAACUUCUUUGAGAUGGAGAUCCCGAAGCUUGAGGUGUACCAUUAUGAAAUAGACAUCAAGCCUGAAAAAUGUCCAAGGAGAGUCAACAGAGAAAUUGUAGAGCACAUGGUUCAGCACUUUAAAACUCAGAUCUUUGGGGAUCGAAAGCCGGUGUACGAUGGAAGGAAAAAUCUCUACACAGCAAUGCCACUGCCCAUUGGGAGGGAUAAGGUGGAGCUGGAAGUGACGAUUCCUGGGGAGGGAAAAGACAGAAGUUUCAAAGUGGCAAUAAAGUGGAUUUCCUGUGUCAGUCUGCAAGCCCUUCAUGAAGCACUGUCAGGGCGACUGCCCAACAUUCCCUUUGAAACAAUACAGGCACUGGAUGUUGUGAUGAGACAUUUGCCCUCUAUGAGGUACACCCCUGUGGGCCGUUCCUUCUUUACCCCAUCAGAGGGCUGCUCCAACCCUCUUGGUGGGGGGAGAGAAGUUUGGUUUGGAUUUCAUCAGUCAGUUAGACCAUCUCUCUGGAAAAUGAUGCUAAAUAUUGAUGUGUCAGCCACUGCAUUUUACAAAGCUCAGCCUGUGAUUGAGUUCAUGUGUGAAGUUUUGGAUUUCAAAAGCAUUGAAGAACAACAGAAACCCUUAACAGAUUCGCAAAGAGUAAAAUUCACUAAGGAAAUCAAAGGUCUCAAAGUGGAAAUCACACACUGUGGACAGAUGAAGAGGAAGUACAGAGUGUGCAAUGUCACCAGGAGGCCAGCCAGCCAUCAGACGUUCCCUCUGCAGCAGGAGAAUGGACAGACAGUUGAAUGUACUGUAGCACAGUACUUCAAGGACAAGUACAAGCUCAUCCUUCGCUACUCACACCUUCCGUGCUUACAGGUCGGCCAGGAGCAGAAACACACUUACCUUCCCCUGGAGGUGUGUAAUAUAGUGGCAGGACAGAGGUGUAUAAAGAAACUGACAGACAAUCAGACCUCAACUAUGAUACGUGCAACUGCAAGGUCUGCACCUGAUCGACAAGAUGAGAUCAGCAAGCUGAUGAGAAGUGCCAACUUUAACUCUGACCCUUAUGUUCGUGAAUUUGGAAUCAUGGUGAGAGACGAAAUGACGGAAGUGAACGGUCGAGUUCUACAGGCACCGUCAAUACUUUAUGGAGGUCGGAACAAAGCAAUAGCUACUCCAAUCCAAGGUGUGUGGGACAUGAGGAACAAACAGUUUCACACUGGGAUUGAAAUCAAAGUUUGGGCCAUCGCCUGCUUCGCUCCACAGCGGCAGUGCACUGAACUUUUGCUGAAAGCGUUCACAGACCAGCUGCGGAAGAUAUCACGUGAUGCUGGGAUGCCCAUCCAGGGCCAGCCCUGCUUCUGCAAGUAUGCCCAGGGUGCUGACAGCGUGGAGCCGAUGUUUAAGCACCUCAAGUACACCUACCAGGGCUUGCAGCUCGUUGUAGUCAUCCUGCCUGGGAAGACCCCAGUUUAUGCUGAGGUGAAGCGUGUCGGAGACACGGUGCUUGGAAUGGCUACGCAGUGUGUUCAGGUGAAAAAUGUACAAAAGACCACUCCUCAGACCCUCUCCAACCUCUGCUUGAAGAUCAAUGUCAAGCUGGGUGGGGUCAACAACAUUUUGCUUCCCCAGGGCAGGCCCAUUGUGUUUCAACAGCCUGUGAUUUUUCUGGGUGCAGAUGUGACCCACCCUCCUGCAGGGGAUGGCAAGAAACCCUCCAUUGCCGCAGUGGUGGGUAGCAUGGAUGCUCACCCCAGCCGCUACUGUGCCACUGUACGCGUGCAGCAGCACCGGCAGGAUAUCAUUCAGGACUUGGCUGCCAUGGUGAGGGAGCUGCUGAUCCAGUUCUACAAGUCCACACGCUUUAAGCCAACACGCAUCAUCUAUUACCGCGAUGGCAUCUCUGAGGGCCAGUUCCACCAGGUGCUCCAGCAUGAGUUGCUGGCAAUCCGUGAAGCCUGCAUCAAGCUGGAGAAAGAUUACCAGCCGGGCAUCACAUUUAUUGUGGUGCAGAAACGUCAUCACACAAGGCUCUUCUGUAUGGACAGGAAUGAGAGGGUUGGGAAGAGUGGAAAUAUCCCUGCCGGCACUACUGUGGACACGAAAAUUACUCACCCAUCAGAAUUUGAUUUCUAUCUUUGCAGCCAUGCUGGCAUUCAAGGUACCAGCCGACCUUCCCACUAUCACGUGCUGUGGGAUGACAACCAUUUCACUUCGGAUGAGCUCCAGGUGCUCACCUACCAGCUGUGCCAUACUUAUGUGCGGUGCACCCGCUCUGUGUCCAUCCCAGCCCCUGCCUACUAUGCCCAUCUUGUGGCAUUCCGUGCCCGCUACCACCUCGUAGACAAAGAACAUGACAGUGCUGAAGGCAGCCACACCUCUGGGCAGAGCAAUGGACGAGACCAGCAGGCCCUGGCCAAAGCUGUGCAGAUCCACCAGGACACACUGCGUACUAUGUACUUCGCCUGACCGGGUGAGAUGAAGCGGGGCAUCAAGCGCAAGGGCAAAACUGAGGAGAGUUUGUGGCUGCGAUCUGCCGACUUCCAUAAAGCAACUUUUAAGUAUCCCACAGUGCACCGUUAUAGUUUCUUUUGUACAUGUUUGACCUGUGCUCCAAAUCUGCAAAAUAAUGCCACCUGCAUAAAAACCUGGCCUCCUCCAAUUACUUCUGUAAAAACAGCCAAUGCUUUAUAUAUAGAUGUACAUAAAUGUAAAUUUAGGGAUAAUUUGCAAACAUACUGGGCUAAUAGUACAUAUGUAAUACAUUUU